This is a messenger RNA of Phacochoerus africanus (Common warthog), 2844 nucleotides long. It is a transcript of the gene DRC11L, whose product is annotated as IQ motif containing with AAA domain 1 like. Bases 1 to 2454 code for a protein of 817 amino acids. Gene Ontology annotation, molecular function: ATP binding; protein binding; ATP hydrolysis activity. Lineage: Eukaryota; Metazoa; Chordata; Mammalia; Artiodactyla; Suidae. The transcript has 19 exons. The record is from RefSeq and is a predicted model, not a curated record.
AUGUCUGAGGGAUCCUACCAGCGCCUCUGGGACUCCUCCCACCUAAUCUUGCAAGAGCUGCUGGACCAGGAGAAGCCCCUGCAGGAACCCGUGCCCGACCGGGAGCGGCCAUCCUUCCAGUACAGGCUCUCUUCGCUCUACCUGUGCUACCUGAGGCUGCUGCGCCGCUUUGACACCCUCUAUGACCAGAUGGUCCAGCCGCAGAAGCGGCGGCUGCUGCGGCGGUUGCUGGACAGUGUGGCGGCCCGGGUGCUGGAGCUCAAGGACGAGCUGGUGCGAGUCGACCUGUGCGAGACCCACUGCCUGGACCAGUUGCUGCAUGACUUGAAGCUCACUCCGGCAGACCUGGAGGUUCCAAUUCCCAAAUACUUCCUGCUGGAGCAGUCCAGCGUCCUGAAGGAGCGAGAGCAGAUGCUGGCAGAGAUCCUGUCCAGCCUGAAGCCGGUGCUCUCCGAGGAAAGCGUUCCAGUGUUAUCCCGGACUGAGGCCAUAAUCCUACUGCAAAGGGCUGAGCGGGCCAGGCAAGGCAGGCUUCGAGCCACGUUCAUGCGAGAGAUUCGGAAAGAGGAGGAGCACGAUCGGAAGAUUCGGGAGGAAGGGCGGCACAGGUUCAGUCAGGAUGAAGCAGCAAUCACCAUACAGAAGGUGUGGAAGGGUUACUGGCAGAGGAAACACACUCAGCAGGACCGGCGAACAGAGAUGGAGUUCAUUGGCAUGCUCCCUUCGUCCAGCCAGGCGGACCACUUGGGCAUCAUGGCCCGGGCCAGCCUCAGGGAGGAUGUCCGCAGGCUGCGCCAGGUGGAGAAGGAGGAGGAGUUCCAGUUGGCCAUAGCGAAGACCCACGAGGCUCUCAGGGAGCUGGAGGGGCCCGACAUGAAGGAGAAAAUGAAGGAGCAAAUCCGACAAUGGUUUAUCGAGUGCCAUGCCCUUACUGGCCGAUUCCCUGAUUAUCCAGAUGAGUCUUUAGGCGGAUCCUACCUGAUCUUUGCAGACAAGACUCCAGGACAGGUGAAAAUGGAACUGGAGGUGCAGGUCCAGGAAAGCAAAAAAAGGGAGCAAGAGAAAAGUAAGGGGAAAGAAAAAGAGAAAGAAGAGAAAGAGAAGAAAGGAAAGACUGGGGAGGGGGAAGCAAAUGCAACGCUGAGAAUGCUGCCAUCCAGAUCCAUCCCUGUGAUUCGUGCCGGGCACGAGGAGCACACAAACUGGUGGGAGAACCGGUAUGAGAGCUUCCAUCCCAGUCAGAGUUUUGACUCAGAGACCCUCCAGGUGGAGCAGAGGAAGGAAGUGGAGCAGGAAAUCCGGAUACAGGUGGAUGAGCUGAUGCGGCAGGAGCUGAAGAGCCUGCGGCUGGCCGUGGACAGGGAGGAGGGGAGACCCUUGAAGCCUCCGAAGAAGAAGCCUGGGAAGAAAGCUUGGAAGAAGAAGAUGGAGAAAGACCUGACUGCAGACAGGUCUAUGGACUCUCUGUUCAAGGAGCUUGUCAUCUUUGGCCUUCUCAAGAAGAGCGAGGCAGUGGCCUUGAAGGACUAUGUCGGUGACUGCCUCUACCUUGGGUCCACUCUGCACUUGGCAAACAGGUUCCCUAUGCCUUCGCUGUUUGACAUACGACAGAACAUGGCCUUGUACGGGGUCCUGCGGCUUGGCUCCCCUGAUAUACACUCCAUGGCCCCCCUCAUCCGCUCCAUCCUCCUGGUGGGUCCCCCUGGCAUGGGGAAGAAGAUGCUGGUUAAGGCCGUGUGCACAGAAACUGGUGCCAAUCUUUUCGACCUGUCACCGAGCAACCUGCAGGGCAAAUAUCCUGGCAAGACCGGGGUGCAGAUGCUGGUGCACGUCGUCUUUAAGGUGGCCCGAUACCUGCAGCCCUCUGUGAUCUGGAUUGGGAACGCCGAGAAGAAUUUCUACAAGCGGGUCCCAAAAGAGGACAAGGAGAUGGACCCAAAACGAAUAAAGAAGGACCUCGCCAAGGCCCUGCGACUGCUGAGUCCCGGAGAUCGCGUGGUGCUUAUCGGGACCUCCGACCGGCCGCAGGUGGCCGAGAUGAAAGGACUGUGCAGCACCUACCAGCGGAUCCUCCUCCUGCCUCGGCCCGAUUACGCCUCUCGCUACGUGCUCUGGAAGCACAUGAUAGAGGCCCGGGGAGGCCAGGCGACCCAGGCCCUGGACAUCAGUGCCCUGGCCAAGGUGUCCGACGGCUACACGCCUGGCUGCAUUCUUCAAGCAAUCCAAGCCGUGCUGACCGAACGGCGGCUCCUGCAAUUGGCCAGGCGGCCCCUGGUGGCCUCUGAGUUCCUGGGGCAUCUGGCGAAGCUGGACCCCGUGUACAGGGAGGAGGAGGAGUCCCUGAAGGACUGGUACUUCAAGACCCCACUGGGCCAGAAGAAGAUGAAACUUAGCCAGGACCAGGACGCUGCUGAGGAAGCCAAGCUGGCAAAGGAGAAGAAGAAGAAGAAGUGAGGCCGGGGUGGGGGGGACCCAAGGCCAGCAGUGGGACCGGGCGGGGCCCUUCCGGUGAAGGGGGCAGAGGUAUAAAGGGCCAGAUGGCUCGGGACCUGCUCGCUUUGUCCAUCUCCGUGCUUCCCGCCCCCUGCUCUGUGGCCCGGCCCCUGGUGCCCACCCUCUCCUCACCCGCGUCCUCGCCACUCACACCCGGUUCCACUCUGGCUCCCAGAUCCCUGUCCUCUGAUCCCACCGCCGUCUCCAUCUCCCAUCAUUCUCCCAUCCUGGCUCCCUGGCUUGCUUCCUCCUCCAGGCGUUUAAGGGAGAAAAACAGGGGAAGAGGAAACAGGAGAAAGAUCUAUAGUAUGUAUUGAAAAAAGGAGUUCCCGUCGUGGCGCAGUGGUUAAC